Messenger RNA from Salvia miltiorrhiza (redroot sage), 2911 nucleotides. Its product is annotated as probable glycosyltransferase STELLO2. The transcript is spliced from 4 exons. The record is from RefSeq and is a predicted model, not a curated record. NCBI's taxonomy places the organism in Eukaryota, Viridiplantae, Streptophyta, Magnoliopsida, Lamiales, Lamiaceae. The coding region runs from base 327 to 2618 and encodes 763 amino acids.
UUGUCAUUUUUCCUUUACCCACACCAGCAGUAGUUACAACUGAUUGUCUUAGAUUCAAUCUUAAGCCAAAACCAGCUCCACUAUCCCCUUUACUGUCGGCACCCCCUUCCCCCACCCCCACCCCUUAUCAAGAUUCAGACCAAACAAGAAAUCCAAGUUGUAGUCAAUGCUACACUGAAUUUCGCAAGACUCGAUUUUUUAUACGCCUCCCUCACCAUUACCAUUUCCCUUCCGCUAGUGUGUGUUGUGUGUUCGCUUUUGGUUUCUUGGUGGGGGGUUUCAACUUUCAGCUAUUUUACAGUCGAAUUGACUGAACCCCAGAAAAAAUGCUAGUCCAAGAUCGCAUUUUGCCCACUUCUGAUUCGCCAAAACUCCACAAUCAACGCAAACCCUUCUUCAUUGCGUCGAAGAAUCUCGAUUUGUCGACGUGGGUCUCGGAGAAUCUGUACAAGAUCGUCACCAUUCUCCUCCUGAUCACUACCGUCGCCGCCCUUUUCUUCCUCCGCAACUACUCCACCGCCGGGGGCGAUGCGGCGGCUCUGCUCUGCCUUCAGUCCACGCAGUCUCGUACCAUCCACCCCAAGUUUCCGAAUAUUAAUUGGAACUCUAUCGACCGCAUUGUUGACAAGUCGACGCCGUUUGCUAACUUUCGAUCGGAGAAAUGGAUCGUUGUCUCUGUUGCGGAUUACCCUUCUGAUUCUUUGAGGAGAAUGGCUAAGAUUAAAGGGUGGCAAGUUCUUGCGAUCGGAAAUUCUAGGACUCCCAAAGAUUGGAAAUUGAAAGGUGCGAUUUAUUUAUCAUUGGAAACGCAAGCUCAAUUGGGAUUCAGAGUGGUUGAUUACUUGCCUUAUGAUUCGUACGUUCGUAAAACUGUGGGGUACUUAUUUGCCAUUCAACACGGUGCUCAAAAGAUCUAUGAUGUUGAUGAUAGAGGCAACGUGAUAGAUGAUGAUAUAGGAAAGCAUUUUGAUGUCGAGUUGGUUGGCGAGGGCGCUAGGCAAGAGGUUAUUCUGCAAUAUAGUCAUGAGAAUCCCAAUAGGACAGUUGUGAACCCUUAUAUACAUUUUGGGCAACGGUCUGUUUGGCCAAGGGGAUUGCCGCUGGAAAAUGUGGGCGAUAUUGGACACGAGGAGUUCUACACCGAGGUGUUCGGUGGGAAACAGUUUAUACAACAGGGUAUUUCCAAUGGGCUACCGGAUGUGGAUUCUGUAUUUUACUUCACUAGGAAGGCUUCGUUGGAGGCGUUUGACAUUAGGUUUGAUGAUCGUGCUCCUAAAGUGGCGUUCCCUCAGGGUACAAUGGUGCCCAUCAAUUCAUUCAACACGAUAUUCCAUUCGUCUGCAUUUUGGGGUUUGAUGCUUCCGGUGUCGGUUAGCACGAUGGCCUCUGAUGUCUUGAGGGGGUAUUGGGCACAGAGGCUUUUGUGGGAGCUCGGUGGAUACGUUGUGGUGUAUCCUCCCACCGUUCAUCGGUAUGACAGAGUUGAAGCGUACCCUUUUUCAGAAGAGAAAGAUCUUCAUGUGAACGUGGGCCGUCUGAUCAAUUUCUUGGUGGCGUGGAGAUCUAGUAAGCAUAGGUUGUUUGAGAAAAUCUUGGAGUUGAGUUAUGUUAUGGCUGAGGAAGGAUUCUGGACAGAGAAGGACGUGCAUUUCACCGCUGCUUGGCUUCAAGAUCUUCUUGCUGUCGGUUACCAGCAGCCUCGUCUGAUGUCACUCGAACUAGACCGGCCGAGGGCAACUAUUGGUCAUGGCGACCGGAAGGAGUUUGUUCCUCAAAAGUUACCAUCCGUGCAUCUUGGAGUUGAGGAGAUCGGGACAGUGAAUUAUGAAAUCAGUAACUUGAUUCAUUGGAGGAAGCAUUUUGGGAAUGUGGUGCUCCUAAUGUUCUGCAGCGGACCUGUCGAGCGUACUGCAUUGGAGUGGAGGUUACUAUAUGGCAGGAUAUUCAAAACAGUUAUUAUAUUAUCUAGGGAAAAAAAUACAGAUCUUGCUGUGGAAGAAGGCCAAUUGGACUAUGUUUACAAGUAUUUUCCAAAAGUUUUCGACAGAUACUCGAGCGCAGACGGCUUUUUAUUUCUGCACGACGAUACUAUUCUUAAUUACUGGAACUUGCUCCAAGCUGACAAGUCUAAGCUCUGGAUCACAAACAAGGUGUCCAAGUCGUGGACGAGUGUCUCAGUUUCUGGCAGCUCGGAUUGGUUUGUGAAGCAAGCCGAUAUGGUGAAGAAAGUGGUGGCAGCGAUGCCUGCUCAUCUUCAAGUCAAUUAUAAAGACAGUGUAAAAGAUCAGCAAAACCUCAUGAUCUGCAAUUCAGAAGUAUUCUAUGUCCCUCGACGUUUUGUUGCUGACUUCACCGAUCUAGUCAAUCUGGUGGACGAUCUGGACGUCCAUCACAAAGUCGCCAUACCAAUGUUCUUUCUAGCAAUGGAUUCGCCUGAAAACUUCGAUUCAGUGCUCAACUCGAUGAAGUAUAAGCAGAAGCUACAGAGCAACUCUACGUCAUUCUACUCUCCCGAAGCCCCUGCCAUUCAUCCAUGGAGCGUGACGAGCGAACAGGACUUCAUCAAGCUGAUCAGAAUCAUGGCAGCUGGCGAUCCUCUGUUGAUGGAGCUCGUUUGAUGUCGCAAAUAAGGUUAGACUUUUGCCCUAAGGCCUCAAAGUGGGGAAACUGCAAUCAUGUAUACACUUUCUUAGACCAAAAAUUCAUACUACAAGUUUUUGUUUGUACUAAUAUUCUUUCAGGAGGAAGGAACCUUCCUUUGUAGAUUUUUUCUUUUCUUUUCUUUUUGGAAACAUUGUUUAAUUGUAGAUCUUGCAUAGAAACAGUUAGUUUUGCUUCUGCUUUUGAAAGAUGGGAUGUUUUCUUGGACAAUGUAAUGUGUAAAUUCUCUUUUAUGUUCAUUCUUACGACA